UUAAUUAAAUGUAAGAAAAGCAUCAACACUUGAAGAAUGUUUAUUUGUCCUAUGUAGACAAUGAAAUUCACACCUUAACCUGUGAAUUGUUGUUUAUAAUUUAAAGUUUUGACGUGCGCGGACAUUUCCAGCUGGCAAUACCCUAUAUAACGCUCCCUCUUCAGACAAAAGCAAUCAAUCGAGCAUUUCUGUCUGUUCAUUUUGAUUGGCAGGUAAAAGAAAAAUUUACAAAAUUGGAACUUUUAUUUAGACAUUUUCCAGUUAAGGAAAUGUAGCAAGAUGGUUCAGUCUCUGGUUGUUUCUUUUCUGCUUACUAUAGUUUUUGCUGAUGAGCUAGGCUGGAUGAAAUGGGAUGCAUUUGAUGAACUCGAACAACAGUUUCGAACCGUGAAUGGCGAAAACUGUAGGUCAAAGCCUUUAAGUGAUUUAAUAAUGCCCGAAGAUGUUCUAACACAGAUACCGAAAUAUAAUGAACUACGUACCAAAGUGUUUUAUAAAAAUCGGACAAACCUCAUUCAUCUGCACAAUAUGGCCCUGAAUAGAGCUUUUUACUUUAGCUACAUAUACCAAAGACUGAACACAUCGGAAGUCUUUGAGACCAUGCCGGAUGUUCAUUAUCUCCAUUUUUCUGUAGCUGCUGAUAUCAAUGCACAUCCCACAGUCAAUGGCAGCGCCAUGUACUUCGAUCAGGACUGUUAUUACCCCAACUGGAUGAUUAACUACGACUUUAACCGCACUCUUCCCCUUUUUGCACCACGGUCGUGGAGAUGGGAUGAUACCUUUGACCAGGUCAAUAUUCUACGAGAACCAACUCUCACGACGACACUUGUAGUAGAUGCUGGAAGUGGCUUUCAUAAAAACUAUACAAAUCACGGAUACCGAAUGAACCCCUGGUAUGACUUCUGGCUGCCGGACACUCGUCCAAUUUAUGAUUCGACCCGAAAAUUCACUUGGAGUGUAAACCUGAAGUUCACCAACACUAGCGGAGACUUCACGCAUGAUACAUUUGAAGGAUUUAAUUUCUUUGGUCCAAAUAACCCUGGAUUAAAUGAUCCCAUGGAGAAACUACCCGUUCGUUUCACCAGACCAUACUUCGACUGUGGAAAAUCCAACAAGUGGGUGGUAUCUGCAGUUUCUCCUGUGGCCGACUUCAUGCCUCGAUACAGUAACUGGACGCACCUCAGACGACCGAGAUUCGUUGGCGUUGUGGUGAUGGACACCGAUUUCGAGCAUGUAGAUUUCAAUCCAUGUGGAAUUAGUGACGGAAAUCCUGGGCCAAGUUACCUGGCGGGAAUUGACAGAUGCAAGAAAAACUCAAAGUGUAAGCACGUAAGCGGUUACGGAUUCCGUCGAGGAAGUUAUGUAUGCAAAUGUCGGUACGGCUACAGAUACCCGACAGAAAUAGAGCACCCUUAUAAGGGUUCUAACAUAGAGGAGUCCACGUGGACAGAAUACAACGAAGGUUUCAACUGUACUCCUACUGAUCAUUUGAACGUUCUACCAACGGUUGAUAAUAUAGAGACCGUUCAUAUUGAAUUCUCUGGAGAAGAGCUAAACACAGGUUUCGUUAAAAAGAGAUCAGUGAAAUCGAUUGAUUCAAAAUCGACAAAUACCCCAAAAAGGAAAAGUACUCGUCAUAAAAGGUCAUUCUACGACAGGCCUUUGUUUGACCAGGACGCCUACAACAGGAUGGUGAGGCUUUACCGCCACAAGUCAAGUGUGACGGGGACGAAUUGUAAAACCUUACCCCCCUCGAGUCUGAUCCUUCCCGGGGAUGUUGGGUACGGGGUGGCUGAACAGUUUCAGUAUCAGGCUAGCGUGGCAGUCCGUCUCUCUCACUUCCUCUCGGCUUACCUCCAGAACACGGAAGAUGCAGAAACCUUCGGUCGAAUUCGAGGGGGAGCGCGUCUGCAUUAUGAAAAAUUGUUUGGAGAAGUCUUAGCCAAUGUAAUGGCUGAUUACAAAAUAUUAUCAAGUGGCAUAUUUUUCGAACCUUACAGUUAUUCAAGUCCAAACGAAUCGAUUCGCCAUUACUUCGGUCCAUUCGCUUACAGACAGAACGAAGAAUUUUAUGUUAUAGACACUGCUGGUCUGUCCGGUAAGCAUUACACUACAGAACUUUGGUACAGAGAGAUGAAAUACCGUUGGAAUACCAACACAGACUCUUUAAAACUUUUUCGUGUCCGCUCAAAAAUGCGCUCAGAUGUUAAUGGGACGGGUAGCCAGACACACGAACAUUCUCCUCUAGGCUACCGCGCUCCCACUUUACAACAGGGCCUCUGGAUGCCGCCCGAGUUUAAAUGUGAUGGCCGAAUAGACGCGUGGGUGAUGACAUACGUUGCGCCAUUUUUUCAGAUGACGAAGCUAUCAGGGAAAGUUCAGUUUAUAGGGGUUGUGACUGUUGAUGUUCCUUUAGGUUUGUUGGAGAUUAAUCCUUGUCCACAACCUUACAACGUCAACAAUGCAUUCAAAAACACCGCCCGCUGUCACACUCAGUCUACAACGUGCCGUCCAAUACCAGGCUUCCGGUUCUCCCGCACGGCGUACGCGUGCGACUGUAAGCAAGGAUACGAAUAUCCGUUCAAGGACCGCAAGCGAUGGAUAGCAGGCUCGCUGAUUGAGAUUGAAUAUCAGAAAAAAAUCAGAGGCUUAUUCAGCAGAUAUGACUCUCUCAGAUGUAGAAUAUCUUCAAGUUCAAAGUUAUCAUGUGAUGCUAUAAUUAUAUUUAUUGCCAUGUCAUGUAUUAUUUAUUUAUUUCAUUAAAAUAUGCAGUUAUAUCAUUAAACAUAGCAAUUUUUUCAUGAUAUUUUUUUUCAUAUCA
This is a messenger RNA of Saccostrea cuccullata (small rock oyster), 2821 nucleotides long. RefSeq lists its product as uncharacterized. Bases 280 to 2763 code for a protein of 827 amino acids. NCBI's taxonomy places the organism in Eukaryota, Metazoa, Mollusca, Bivalvia, Ostreida, Ostreidae. The transcript has 7 exons. The record is from RefSeq and is a predicted model, not a curated record.